UGUCUACUUUCUAAUGGCAUUAUUUAUGUGUCGAUAGGAUAGGUUUUUCAUAGGUUUUGAGUGAGUUUUCCAAAACCUCUAUAAAAAAAAAUGACUUUUUACACUUGUUUUUAACCUAUUUUUGUUUUCUUUUUUCUUCUCUGCUAUCUGAUGUUUUUUAGUUAAAACUUUUCUCUAAAAUAGGACCAGUUAUUUACCGCCAGUUCGUAAUCGCUCAGCUUGUAAAAACUCAAAAAAAAAUAUCAAAUAGCAGAGAAGAAAGAAAACAAAAAUACGUUAAAUACAGCGUCAGGUCUAGAAGUGGCCUACAAUGAUUUGAUUAAACGUUAUAGUAAACAAAAGCCGAAGAUAAAUAUAGUGGGAUUUUGAGAUUUCACAAAUUUAACAAUGGUAAAUAUCCAGACAUUCUAUCCAAACCAUGAAAUCAUUGCCAUUAAUACUGAUGAAAAAUUCUCAAAAUAUCUAUUGUCUACAAACAGCAUUCUUGCAAUUUCCAGGUUACUUUUAUUAGUCAGACACAUUUCGUUUUUUGCAAAAAUUUGCAUUAAAAACUCUGAUUGAAGUCACGCAUAGCGAUUGUGUCAUUCGAAUUAUAUAAGUUAUGAACAGCUCUUAGUUCCGAAUAACGUGUUCGAUGUAUUGUUGUUGACUAUUAGUAAAAAAACCGUAUUGAAAAUAAAUAAAUAAAAUGAGGUGAAAAGAAUAAUAUACAAUGUUAUAUUUAUAAAAAUUAUUGGAAUAAUUAUUCUUAGUGCAUUAUAUAAGUUUCUUAUUAGAUGUAUAUGCAUAGAAAGCACCAGCAUUUACUUUGUUUUUUGAAUGUUCACUAGUAAAAUAAGGUCUUCGGCAUAUUUAGCUAGGAUUCUGAUCGCAAUUUCUGCUGUUUCUUUAAGUUCGAUAAUAUUGUGUGAAAAUCUUUUUUCUAAUGCUCCUGAUAUAACAAUAGAAAGGUCGUCGGGGAAAAGAUGGUACACGAGAUUCAUAAAAAGAGAGGGGAGAAAAUCAUCAACAGUUUUUACUCCAUUUAAACUAACAACUGGAAAUGGUGAUAAUCAAGAACCUGAACGAACAGCUAAUGUAUAUUACGGUCGUGUUGAUAUGUCUUAUAAAUUAUAUUUUUUAUUGUUUGUUGAUCUUAUUGUUGAUAUGACAGACGAAAAGACGAAUGAAUUAUCGAAACAAGAUUGGUUGAGAGAACCAAUAGAACUUUUUAUUACUGAAAGUGAUAAAAAGUUUUGUUUAAAUUUUGAACGAACGUAUGAAUCACAUCAAGCACUUGUAUCGUAUACAAAAGGUACAUUGUUCUAUCCAUUAUUGCAUAAAAUAUGUCGACAGAAAAGUAUUGAAUGGCUUGUUUCAUACCGUUUCUUCAUUAGUGAUGUAUAUAAACAAACAAAGAAAUCAGCAAUUUAG
This is a messenger RNA of Didymodactylos carnosus, 1413 nucleotides long. The record is from the annotation of a GenBank genome assembly. Lineage: Eukaryota; Metazoa; Rotifera; Eurotatoria; Philodinida; Philodinidae.